Acanthosepion pharaonis is the source of this 525-nucleotide messenger RNA. The record is from the annotation of a GenBank genome assembly. Lineage: Eukaryota; Metazoa; Mollusca; Cephalopoda; Sepiida; Sepiidae.
AUGCACACACUCUUUCUCACGCUCUCUUGCAGGUAUACAUCGCCUCCUCCUCUUUCUACCUGUCCCUCUUUCCCUUUCAAUUUUUAUCUAUUUCUACCUCCUUUCUUGCUCACUCUCUCUAUCCCUCGCCAUACAUUUCCUUGUUUAUCCUUAAUACGUUCUUCGUCAAAACAUUUUCACUCUUCUCUUGAAAACCGUCUUUCUUUUCAUCUUUCAACUAUCUCUCCCUCUCUCUCUCUCCCUCUCUCUCUCUCCCUCUCUCUCUCUCUUUCUAUCUCUCUCUCUCUCUUUCUAUCUAUCUAUCUAUCUCUCAAAGUUUACUCUUCUUCUUUCUCUCUCUUUUUCACUCACACGUUUUCUCUUUCUCGCUCUCUCUCUACCCCCAUCUCUCAAUCAUGGCAGUUUCCUCUGCUUUUUUUCUUCUCUUUGCCUAUGAACCUGUCUUCCUUCGAUAUUGCCAUUUUUCUAUCGUCUUUCUUUCCUCUUUUCAUCAAUUAUCUUCUUUUUUUUCUUUCCUUUCAAUAA